Dothidotthia symphoricarpi CBS 119687 is the source of this 955-nucleotide messenger RNA. RefSeq lists its product as uncharacterized. Lineage: Eukaryota; Fungi; Ascomycota; Dothideomycetes; Pleosporales; Dothidotthiaceae. The coding region runs from base 132 to 923 and encodes 263 amino acids. The transcript is spliced from 3 exons. The record is from RefSeq and is a predicted model, not a curated record.
CAGACCGGCAUAUCUUUUGUGUGUUUAUGUAACACAGCCAACGCAACCAUGUUCUCAGAUCUCAUAUUGUUGUCAGCACUUUUGCACCCGAUUAUGGCAAAACAGAGCUGUUCUCGCAGCAACAUUCGCUUAUGAGGCAAAACUUUCGGCGAGAAGUGAACGGCGACAGAAGCAUGACGUCACACUUGAGUGCUUUCACAUGCAACUUUACACAUACAUCUUCGCCUCAAAAAGUAUUGAACACCCCCCGAUUUUCUGCCUGCGUAACAACCUAUAGUCACCCAAAUUCUAGGAUGGAGAAUCCAGUGAAAGAAAUCUCGGGCGUGAUUCACCUUCUCACGCAAUCACCUCCCUCAAUCCAACGCGAAACAAUCGAAACAUACUUCACACCUAAUGCUUCGUUCACACACCCAUUCUGCCGGACAGGCAGCUGGGGCUCAAAGUCAGGACUCAGCUCGCGCUUCCUAAUACAGACCAUAUACCGGUGGUACAAAAUUAUGAGUCCGAACAUUGACAUCACAGUGCGGUCUGUCGCCUUUGAUGAACCCAACCUUCUUCUCUAUGUACAAAUCUUCCAAAUCUUCCGCGCCUGGAUUGUGCCCUUUUACUACGCGCCCGUCAAUCUAACCACAGUCAUUACAUUGCAACGCAAUGAGGGGGAUGGCAAGUACUAUAUCGCGGAGCAGAACGAUCUGUAUCAGGUUGAUCAGUUUGUGAAGUUUGUUGCGCCGGGGUCUUGGGUGUUGGUGUGGUUAUUGCAGUUCUGGGCAACGUUUUUCUGUGUGCUGGGUACUGUGGCCGGAAUUCCGAUCACUUGGGUCGAGGAGAAUUGGUUGGGUUACGUGGGUGGGAAUAUUAAGAGGAAUGGUAAGAGGCAGAGGGGUGAGAUGAGACGGUUGGAUGUUGUCAAAAAGCAGUUCUAGGAGUGACUGAGCCGGGUAAUAGUAUAUGCAAU